This is a messenger RNA of Xenopus tropicalis (tropical clawed frog), 2121 nucleotides long. It is a transcript of the gene nudt12, whose product is annotated as nudix hydrolase 12. Lineage: Eukaryota; Metazoa; Chordata; Amphibia; Anura; Pipidae. The record is from RefSeq and is a predicted model, not a curated record. The transcript has 7 exons. The coding region runs from base 187 to 1563 and encodes 458 amino acids. Gene Ontology annotation, cellular component: peroxisome. Gene Ontology annotation, molecular function: hydrolase activity; RNA NAD-cap (NMN-forming) hydrolase activity; metal ion binding. Gene Ontology annotation, biological process: mRNA metabolic process; NAD-cap decapping.
GCCAUCGCAACGCCUCAGAAUCCACCUUCUGUCUGCAAAGUGAUUUCUAUGCGAGGGCGCGCCUUUUAGAGGUUAUACGGUAGUAGGAAGUAGCUGUGUUCCCAGGGAGCCUUUCGCACUCGCCAAUAAGAAGUGAGCGCUGCGAAGGUUUGCCAGUAACCCCGCUUACCUGCAGGUACCUAUGUAAUGCAAAAUCCAAGAAAGGAAAUGGUUUCUCAGCUCCAUAACCUCUGUGCGCUGGGUGAUACCACAAAGCUGCACACUCUUCUCAGCCAUUCGUCCUCAAUCAUUAAUGAAAGAAGCGAACAUGGGUGGAGCGCUCUCAUGUUUGGUGCUCGGAAUGGACACUUUGAUGUUGUAAAUAUGCUGCUGGAAAAAGGGUGUGACAGAACACUGGUUAAUAAGUCAAACCAGACUGCUUUGGAUAUUGCCAAGUUUUGGGGCCACAAACACAUUGCUAACUUACUGACAAAUACAAGAGGAGGAUCAAAACCCCAUUUUUUAUUAAAUGCUAAAGAAGAACAUGAAAAUUAUUUUAGUAUUACAAUUCUGGACAAAAGAAGUGAUAAGAGGACGGAUAUGAAUUGGCUGAAAUCCAAACAAACUCAGGCCAGCACUGUUUAUAUCCUGUUUUCCAACCUAAACCCACUAGUUCAUUUAGUCGGGGGCAGAGAUACUCCAGAAGAACCAGAAAUCAAGCUUUGCAGGCUUCAGUCCGACGAAGUAAAGGAAUACCUGUUAAACCCUGAAGAUGUCACUCUGAUAUUUCUUGGUGUUGAAAAACAGUGGAAAACGGUUCAUUCCUCAGAUCCCAAAAGAGAUUCUGGUGGGGAAGAUGAUGGACUGAUAGCUUGGUUUGGGCUUAAUGCAGACAAAGUAUCUACUGAACAGUUUGAAAAGAAACAUGAAGGCUGCUAUUUUCUGCAGCCCCCAAUGCCUGCGUUUUUGCAGCUGAACCCUAAAGAAGCAGGGAUAUUAGCCCAAGCAAGAUCCGUUAUGGCAUGGCACAGCCGGUACAAAUUCUGCCCAACUUGCGGCAGUGCAACAACCAUUGAAGAAGGUGGCUAUAAGAGAACAUGCUUAAAGAAUGGAUGUCCUAGUCUGAGAGGGGUCCACAAUACAUCAUAUCCAAGAGUCGAUCCUGUGGUGAUAAUGUUGGUUAUUCAUCCUGAUGGAAACCACUGUCUGUUGGGAAGAAAGAAGAUAUUUCCUGCGGGCAUGUUCUCUUGUUUAGCAGGGUUUAUUGAACCUGGAGAAACCAUUGAAGAUGCUGUUCGAAGAGAAGUUGAAGAGGAGAGUGGAGUAAAAGUUGGCCAUGUUCAGUAUGUAUCAUGUCAGCCAUGGCCCAUGCCUUCAUCCCUUAUGAUUGGCUGCUUGGCUGUUGCAAUAUCCACUGAAAUUAACGUUGACAAAGAAGAAAUAGAAGAUGCUCAUUGGUUCACUAGAGAACAGGUUGUAGAUGCAGUGAUUAAAGGAAACCAUCAUGCAUUAACUGUACCGCCAAGGCAAGCCAUUGCAUAUCAGUUAAUAAAGCACUGGAUCGGAAUGAAUGCCAAUCUGUAAAUUUGUGUGAUCUAAAUAUACAUUUAACAUUUUUAUUUUAAGAACUGAGAAAUGCAGUUUCCAUAGGGAUGUACUAUCAUUGCACCUACAGGAUGAGAAGCAUAAACACUAUAAUCAAUGCAAUAAAUCCCAACUUUAAUAUUUUACUACAAAAUCCUUUUUUGUGCUAAAUUUUCAGGCAGAAUGAAAAUUUAUCUGGAAACCCAUUAUCCAGAAAGGUCCAAAUUAUGGAAAGGUUAUCUCUAUAGAGUCUAUUUUAAACAAAUAAUUUACAUUUUUAAAAGUGAUUUCAUUUUUUUCUGUAAUAAUAAAACAGUACCUUGUACUCAAUACAACUAAGCUGCAUGAAUCCAUAUUGGUGACAAAUUAAUCAUUGGGCUUAUUUCAUGUUUAAAUGCUAUUUAGUAAACUUAAACUAUGGUGAUCCAAAUUAUGGAAAAACCUUUAUCUCAGAAACCCCAGUUUUCAGGGUUUCUGGAUUAGAGAUUCCAUACCUGUAUAUAAGGGCAUAAAUACAACCUUAGUAAUUCAUACUUAAUAAAUAUAUUUAUUAUUUAA